This is a messenger RNA of Medicago truncatula (barrel medic), 1882 nucleotides long. RefSeq names its product acetate/butyrate--CoA ligase AAE7, peroxisomal. The record is from RefSeq and is a predicted model, not a curated record. The transcript is spliced from 3 exons. The coding region runs from base 131 to 1831 and encodes 566 amino acids. NCBI's taxonomy places the organism in Eukaryota, Viridiplantae, Streptophyta, Magnoliopsida, Fabales, Fabaceae.
UAUUUUAAUUUGAACUUUUUACGAGGUUUUGAUUAUUUAUACCUUCAAAACUUCUCAUAAGAAAGACAAAGUUGUUUUGUUUUCUACCACAAACAAAAGAUAGCACAAGAGUGUUAGUGUUAGGGUAGCAAUGGUGAUGAAAAAAGACAUAGAUGAACUGCCAAAGAACACAGCAAACUACACAGCCUUAACACCGUUAUGGUUUUUAGAAAGAGCAGCUAAGGUUCAUCCUAACAGAAAAUCACUCAUUCAUGGAUCAUGUCACUACACUUGGCAUCAAACUUACCAACGUUGUUGUCGAUUUGCUUCAGCUCUUUCCAACUACUCCAUUGGUCUUGGAAACACUGUAGCUGUUAUUGCACCUAAUGUUCCAGCUCUUUAUGAAGCUCAUUUUGGGGUUCCAAUGGCAGGGUCUGUGUUGAACACAGUGAAUAUUAGGCUAAAUGCUUCCACAGUAGCUUUUCUUAUAGAUCAUUGUACUGCAUCAGUUGUGAUUGUAGAUCAAGAGUUCUUUUUAUUAGCAGAAGAAGCUUUGAAAAUAUGUUCUAAGAAAACAAACACAUUCAAGCCUCCAAUUUUAAUUGUGAUUGGUGAUGAAAACUGCGACCCUAACGCACAUAGAUAUGCGUUGAGCAAAGGAGCUAUCAAUUACGAGGACUUUCUUCAAAGUGGUGACCCUGAGUACGAUUGGAAACCUCCAGAGGAUGAAUGGCAGAGCAUUGCAUUAGGUUACACAUCUGGAACGACUUCUAGUCCGAAAGGUGUUGUAUUACAUCACCGUGGGGCGUAUCUCAUGUCUCUUAGUGCAGCACUUAUGUGGGGAAUGAAUGAAGGAGCUGUUUUUCUUUGGACUCUACCCAUGUUUCAUUGCAAUGGUUGGUGCUACAUUUGGACACUUGCAGCUCUCUUUGGCACAAGCAUAUGCCUUCGCCAGGUAUCAGCUAAGGCAGUAUAUGAAGCCAUUGACAAGUACAAAGUGACUCAUUUUUGUGCAGCACCAGUUGUGCUUAACUCCAUAAUGAAUGCCCCGGCUGAGGACACAAUACUUCCUCUACCUCAUAUUGUGCAUGUGAAUACAGGUGGUGCUCCUCCUCCACCUUCUCUUCUUUCCGGCAUGUCCCAACUUGGAUUUCGCAUUACACACCAAUACGGCCUUUCAGAAACUUUUGGUCCGUCCGUCUAUUGUGCUUGGAAACCGGAGUGGGACUCACUUCCGCCAGAAUCCAAAGCUCGGCUCCACGCAAGACAAGGUGUUCGAUACAUCGGCUUGGAACACCUCGAAGUUGUGAACACAAAAACAAUGCAACCUGUUCCAUCUGAUGGUAAGACCAUCGGCGAAAUUGUGAUGCGUGGUAAUGUCGUGAUGAAAGGAUACUUAAAGAAUCCUAAAGCUAAUGAAGAGACAUUUGCAAAUGGAUGGUUUCAUUCCGGUGAUCUUGCUGUGAAGCAUGAAGAUGGAUAUAUAGAAAUCAAAGAUAGAUCAAAAGAUAUUAUUAUCUCAGGUGGUGAAAAUAUUAGCAGUGUAGAAAUAGAGAGUACUUUGUACUCACAUCAUGCAAUAUUGGAAGCAUCAGUGGUUGCAAGGCCAGAUGAGAAAUGGGGUGAGUCUCCAUGUGCAUUUGUGACAUUAAAGCCAAGAGUGGAUAGUAGUAAUGAAAAGUGUUUAGUUGAGGAUAUAUUGAGUUUUUGUAAGGCUAAGAUGUCUUCUUAUAUGGUCCCAAAAUCAGUUGUGUUUGGACCAUUACCUAAGACAGCUACUGGGAAGAUACAGAAGAAUCUGUUGAGGGCUAAGGCAAAGGAGAUGGGGUCUGCCAAGAUGAGCAAGUUGUAAUCAUUAGUCAUAUUAGAGUGACAAAUUUUUAGUUGAAGCAAUUCUUGUGUG